AUGCUUCAAUUUCUCUCCCUCUCUCUGUCUCCCGCAGAUGCCGAAUCAGACACUUAUUCAGAGGAUUCUCACUUUCAUUCCACUAUGGGGUCAAGAAGUGCUCGAAAUAGCAGUCGUCAACGCCGUCUUUUUCGAAGCCGCGUACGGAAUGGUCAAAAAUUGUCGUUGCGCCACUCCAGUUCACCAAAUCUUCCUCAGGGAAACUGUAUAGCCUGUGAGGAUGCUUCGAGUUCAGUUUCGCCACCGAAUUCACAAAACAUCAAAGCGUCUACUGACGAAACCACCCCUCGGAUAUCUCACGGUCCUCGUACACUUUCCGAUCCGGUUCGGUUCGGUUAUCCUGCUAAAGUAUUAGCCAACAUAGACGGCUACACCAUUCCUGCCAAUCCUGAUCCUACAUUGUCGUAUGCUUUCCCGCGAAUACGACGAUCCAGUGCAUCUACGGAGUUGAAUGCUUUAUUGGAGUUGGUUUCUUCGGUAGAAACGUUCCGCCAACGUCUAAAUGAGCACACCAACUUGGUUUGCACACAACUGUCGGCUGUCGAAAACUUAUUGUCAAAUCCAGAAGCAGAUCAGAUAUUAUCGAACCUAGCACGCGCUCAACCAAAUCCAAAUGAUUUAAAGACAUUGGGCACAACAGAUCCCAAACAGCUCGCUUCUCGCCUGCUGAUCACAGUUAAAGAAAAUCGAGCCAGCGUGAAGGAGUUUUACGCGGUAAGACACAGACAGUAUCACGUCAUGCCUGUCGUUAUUUCGGAGAACAAAAAGGACAUUAGUCGACACAAACUUUGGUCGUUUGCUGGAUUUUAUUGCCUAGUUCUGUGGUUUUCUGUAAAACAAAACUUUUUGAAAUUUCGGUGCACCACGACACAUUACUGA
Molecule: messenger RNA, 879 nt
Organism: Echinostoma caproni
Lineage: Eukaryota; Metazoa; Platyhelminthes; Trematoda; Plagiorchiida; Echinostomatidae
Source: the annotation of a GenBank genome assembly